Messenger RNA from Etheostoma cragini (Arkansas darter), 1337 nucleotides. Its product is annotated as mimecan-like. Lineage: Eukaryota; Metazoa; Chordata; Actinopteri; Perciformes; Percidae. The record is from RefSeq and is a predicted model, not a curated record.
GACCCUGCUAAUAUGUACCUCAGAUCGCAGCCUAGCAGACGGACACUCGCUUCUCUCACCAGCAACUAACAAACAAUGAUGCAGUUUAGGACUUUCAUUUUUACAUCUAUUUUGCUCCCAUGGAUACGGUCUUCUGCAGCAAAAGAUGAAUACAUGGAAGUCAGAAAACCUACGUUAAGAGCAUCUUUUAACUUUCCAGACUAUGGCACCCUUCAAGACUCAGACACUAACCCAGCAGCAGCACCAAAAGCUAAUGAGAUGCCGACCUGUCUGCUGUGUGUUUGCCUGAGUGGAUCCGUUUACUGUGAGGAGGUGUCCCCUGAAAUGUCAGCCAUUCCAGCACUGCCAAAGGAAACAGAACAUCUCUAUGCACGUUUCAACAAAAUCACAAAAAUAAGAAACAAAGACUUUGCAGACAUGGCCACAUUAAAAAGAAUCGACCUUACUGGCGAUCUCAUUGCUGAAGACGAUGGAGCUUUUUCAAAACUCUCAGAUCUUGCUCUUGCAGAAAACAGACUGACUAAACUUCCCAUGCUGCCCGCCAAGCUGGUGUCAUUCAAUGCCAAUUUCAACCAUCUUAAAACCCAGGGUGUGAAGGCAACAAGUAAGAUAAAACUCACGAGACUGGCGUAUCUUUACCUUGGAAACAAUGAACUGACAGCAGUGCCCCAACUUCCAGAAUCUCUUUACACCGUGCAUCUGCAUGGAAGUAACAACAAGCUCUCCACAGUAACAGACGAGACAUUCUGCAGAGGUAACAACAGUUGCUACAUCCGGACCAACAUGGACGAGUUGAGACUGGACGGGAACCCUGUUGUGCUGUCGAAGCACCCAAACAGCUUCAUCUGUCUGCACUCUCUCCCUAUUGGGUGGUACAACUGAAAUAACCAAGCCUGCUUUUUUUUUUUUGAAGGGGAAUAAAUGAUACAGACACAUAUGGUACAAUACUUUUUAAAAUGCAGUUCUUAAUUUAGAUUUUAUAUAUUCAAAUCUACCGUGCAGUUCAAGACUUCAACAGUUUUUCAUUAUCAAACAGAAAACGUAUUAUAACAGAACAGCAGUAUUUUAAACAAGCUUGUGUGUUUUUUGUUUCUUAUCAAAUUCUAUCUACCAGUAAUGAACACAUCUGUGCAAAAUCAUCCAAGAUUAUUUCUUGCAUUUUCCUUUUUGUUACAAUUUAGUUGAGAGUGGUUUGUCUUGGCAGGUGCUAUGCAAUGUUUGAAACAUAACCCAUCAAAAUUGACUUGUUGUCAAAUCAAUAUGAGACCAUUAUUUCUUUGGAUUUUCUUUUUUAGCUAAAAAUCAUAUUAACAAUAAAUGUGCAUGUUUCUCCAUCA